Messenger RNA from Hypanus sabinus (Atlantic stingray), 2035 nucleotides. Its product is annotated as zinc-binding protein A33-like. Bases 279 to 1646 code for a protein of 455 amino acids. Lineage: Eukaryota; Metazoa; Chordata; Chondrichthyes; Myliobatiformes; Dasyatidae. The transcript is spliced from 6 exons. The record is from RefSeq and is a predicted model, not a curated record. Gene Ontology annotation, molecular function: zinc ion binding; protein binding.
CAGCCCUUCAAUUCACCAUCUACCUUACAUUUCAUUGUUUACCUGUCGCGCUUUCUCUGUACCUGUUACACUUUAUUCUGCAUUCUGUUAUUGUAACUCGGCGAAAUGGUCUGAUCUCUGAAGAGUCUGCAAGUCAGGCUCGGGACUUGUGGUAAAAUAAGCCAACAGCAAUUCCACGUCUGCGGCCUCUGAGAGGACCCACGGGGUCAAAACAGGAAGUCGGACUCUUUCGCUCAGAGUUGAAAGUGAAAGUUCCGAGUGGGGGAGAGAGGACCGAGAUGGCUUCUGCAAACCUUGUCCAGGAAUUAACGUGUCCCAUUUGUCUGGAGGUGUUCGCCGAUCCGGUCUUCCUGGAGUGCGGACAUCACUUCUGCGGAGCGUGUAUCUCUCAGGUUUGGGGGAGGGUCUCGGGGGAUGUCUCCUGCCCCCAGUGCCGGCAGGUUUUCGUCCAGAGGAACACCAGGCCCGCUCACAUCCUGAGCAACGUCGCAGAGCAGGUCAGGCAGCUGAGGGUGACGGCCGAGCGGACGGAGGAGUUUGUCUGCCGGGAGCACGACGAGAAGCUGAAACUGUUCUGCCAGGUGGAGCAGGAGAUGAUCUGCCUGGUGUGUGGCCUGUCGGCGCAGCACAAGAUGCACAAUGUCAUCCCGAUAAAGGAGGCAGCCCAGGCGCUCAAGGAGAAGUUGGAAGAGUCACUGAAGCUUCUGCAAGAGCAAAUGAACCAGAGUGUUCGGAGUAAGCAGGCAGGGGAGGCUGCGAUCCAGGGGCUGAAGGACCAGGUGGAUGGACAGAGCUGUGAGAUCAGGGCUGAAUUUGAGAAGAUGCACCAGUUCCUGCGUGAGAAGCAACAGCAGAUGGAAGCAGAGCUGCGGAGAGAAGCGGACAAAAUCCAGACACAACUGGAAAACAAUUUAAAGAGAGCAGUCGACGAAAUCUCUUCCAUUGAAGAAGUGAUACAAGGUGUAAAAGCGAGACUGGAGAUUCAAGAUCCCCAAGGGCUCCUCAAGGAUAUUCAAGCCCUUUUGAAGAGGUGUGAGUUGCCGGUUUCCCGUCCUGGAGUGGUGUCUGUCGAUCUUCCUGAGGAUGUGGCUGAAGGAAGGUUGAGGUAUCUCAAAGUGUGGAAGGAAAUGAGAGCCGUGGUUUCACCAGUGCCAGAGUGGCUGACGCUGGACCCAGAUACAGCUCACAAUCAGCUCGUCCUCUCUAAGGAUCUGAUGAGUGUAAAGUACACAGGCAGCAGACAAAAUCUUCAGGAUCACCCGAAAAGAUUUGAGAAAAUAUUAAAUGUUUUGAGUUCACAGGGAUUUACAUCUGGGAGGCACUACUGGGAGGUGUAUGUUGGAUAUAAGACUGAGUGGGUUGUGGGUGUCUGCAGAGAGUCUGUAAACAGGGAUAGAGAUCACACCACCACACCAGCAGAGGGAUACUGGGUCAUUGAUGUCAUCUCCCAUCAGGAAAUUAAACUCCGAAAACUGGGGAUUUAUCUGCAUUACGAGCGGGGCCAAGUGUCAUUUUACAAUGGUGACAACAUGUGUCACCUCCACACUUACACAGACAGUUUCACUGAGAAACUUCAUCUCAUCUUAAACCCAUGUGAUUACGAGACAGGUGACAACUCUGAACCACUCACUCUGCUCACAACGUAACGCAGUGGGACACGUUCUCCGAGGUCUCAGAUUUCUCUGGACCCACUGAGCAGAUCUCACUGCACCGAUUCUCUGAAAUACAACCAGAAAAAGCCGGAGCACUCAGCAGUGGGGAAACAUGGUUCAUAUUUCAGGUCCAGACCACCAUGUGAGAACUGACUCUCUGCCAUUGCUACUGACAGGUGAGGAUGUUUAUAUUGACAUCUAAUCUGUAGAUUUGACUCAGUGUCUCCUUCCCAGCUCUGUCACACUCUCUCUCCUACCGACUGCAGUCCAGGUGCCCGUUGUUUUGGAAUAAAGUGACGUGGACUGUUCUCUGGAAUUGUGAUAUCUGCUCCUUGCAAUCAGUGUAAAAAUGUGCAGAUAUUUUCUGUGCAAUAAACAUUUCA